Hylaeus volcanicus is the source of this 3964-nucleotide messenger RNA. RefSeq names its product glycerol kinase-like. Gene Ontology annotation, biological process: glycerol-3-phosphate biosynthetic process; glycerol metabolic process; triglyceride metabolic process. The transcript has 10 exons. NCBI's taxonomy places the organism in Eukaryota, Metazoa, Arthropoda, Insecta, Hymenoptera, Colletidae. The record is from RefSeq and is a predicted model, not a curated record. Bases 2085 to 3743 code for a protein of 552 amino acids. Gene Ontology annotation, cellular component: mitochondrion. Gene Ontology annotation, molecular function: glycerol kinase activity.
UAUUGUAAACGUUGUUUGGUAAAUUCGUAUACAUUAGGCCUACAUCGUUAAACUAAGAGACUUAUAAACUCGACUAAACAUUCGUUUCCACGGAGUAUCGUGAAGGAAUUAUUAAAUUUUGUACAGUUAAGAAUUUUGUAAAAGGACAAAUCUAGCAAAAGUGACAAUCCAUUAACGCCAGACGUACGUUGUUUUUUUAAACGAAAGGCUUAACCAAAUGUAUAAAUCUAUUUUUAUAUCUCUCGUACAGUGAUAUGGUGUCAGUAGAAUAUUAUACAUUACUAACGAUAUCCAUUAUUCUCUAGUCGAUUGUUUUUUCUAGUAAUAUUCAAAUCAAAAUCAAUUAAACGUUCAAGGUCAUCGAGGAUCAUUCCUCGCUACACUUCAGCCUUGAGUGGCCAAAACAAAAGUGCUUUCACAUCAUAAAAUUUCUCUGUUCAUUUCACCCCAAUGAUUCAUAAUGAAAAUACAUUUCACACAUUGAAAAGGUUUCUCUCUAAACAAUAAUAUAGAAAAUCAGAGAGAAACAAAUUGAACCCCCUUCUGAAAUUAAACUAAAAGAUUAACACUCAUUCAAAGGAAUCAAAAUGGUCCUAUGUAUAACACUAAGUUUUAUUUUUUAAGACACAACUUUACAUUCCAUACAGAGACAUUGUAAUCCUACUUCAAAUAGUUAUCGCAAACUAUGAAAAGAAACAUUGGCUCUGGGUUGUUAUUUGUGCCAAUACAAUGUAAAUACUUCAAACGUGUAGGUAGCAGUUAACAGAAAAAACAUAAUCGAACUGUGAUGAAAAUGUAAAUACGUAAGAAUAACGGUAGUUGAUGAUUGUUUGCUGCCAAACAAAAGUCAGUGCUGUAAAAUUGUUGACAAUUUUAUUUAAUUAAUCGAUACUAAGAGAACAAGGAGAACGUUGAACAAGGAGUUUCUCAAUUCAAAUUUUAUUUAAAUUGUUUAGAUCCGGAGAGUCUGAAAGAUAAAUGCAAAAAUAAUACGUUAUGGAAACUAAACGAUAAAUUCUAUUUCUACCAGAUUAAUUAUUUAAUAUAUAUAUAUAUGUUUAUCUCUCUAACGAGAAUAAAUAAACGCUAUAAACAAGCAAUAUCAGUAAAGUGGAGUAUUUACUUCGACUAAAAUCCAACGUUUUUGAAAUAAUUAAAUCCUUUUCGAGAGUAUCUUUUACAGCACUGAAACUGUUCAAUACAAGAGACAAGUAACUUUGUCCUACGCCAAACUGUACUUAGCAAACGCGUUGAGAUAAAUGAGUAUUGUUGUAAAGUUCUGGACUCGAUGUAAACUUUGCAUGCUGACUGUUGUAACAUCUCAAUAAAACAACUUCAGAAAAGAACGUUCGCGUAAUCAAACUACUGUACUUAGGGACAAAUAAAUAGUCAUAGAAACAUUCGAAUGAAUCAAUUGACACUCUAUUUGAUUAACAUUAAAGUGAUGCUAAUUAUAUAGUUAUUAAACGAAAAAAAAAAGAAGGGGAAAAAAUUGCCGCGGUCGAGAUUCGAACCCAAGUCGUCCGCGCGCGAGUCUAACGCUCUAGCCACUGAGCCAAUCGUAAUCUGUAGCUGUGCUUUUAAAUUCGAGACCAUCCUAGCACAUGGCGAAACUUUAUAAACUUUGACAAUUAAUAUUACGAAACCUAAAGCCUAAUAACGCGAAAGCUUCGAGUGUUAUAAUGUUUAUUACUCGUAGAAUAAACAUAUAAAUCGUCACGUAAAUCUACGAUCCCAUGGUUCUUUUAAGUGUAACGAUCGAACCUAUAUAACCUAUAACCUUCUCGAUCUAUAAUUGUCUCCUCAACCCCUGCUGGUAAGGGAUGCUGAGCGAGUUCGUCACGUGCGUCCAUACAUAAAUGUUCUCGUCACUCGUGGAGACCGCGAUCGAUGAACCAGCAACGUGCGCGUAAUCUCGUUUAUUUUUACCAAAUGAUUUACAUAGUUACCUAACCUUCGAACACCAUGCCUCCUCGACGCUUUCAUUGUUAAUUUCACGUUCAUGGUCGCGACGUUCGAGUGGUUGACAGUGGAUAAACAAAAGUGGAUGAUUCGAGGCAAGUGUUCUAUCAAUUAUUUAUGAAAUGAACAAAAAUGAAUCGACCAGCAGAUAUGGACCCCUCGUCGGCGCCAUCGAUGAAGGGACAAGCAGUGCUAGGUUCUUGGUGUUCGCUGCAAACACAGCAGAGGUAUUAACAUAUCACCAGGUUGCCAUAUCGCAGUCGUGUCCAAGAGAAGGAUGGGUCGAGCAGGAUCCUGUAGAAAUAUUGAAGGCGGUUAGAGAAUGCCUCAAUCAAACUGUGUUUAAUCUAAGACAGCUUACCAUAGACCCUAGCGAUAUAGUUGCAAUUGGUAUAACGAACCAAAGAGAGACCACGGUUGUGUGGGACUCCGUCACAGGGGAACCGUUAUACAAUGCCAUAGUAUGGAUGGACAUGAGAACCACGUUGAUCGUAGACAAUAUUCUGAAGAAGAUACGUAAUCAAAACAAAAACUACUUGAAGCCCCUCUGUGGGCUACCCAUUAGUCCAUACUUCAGCGCUUUGAAAUUGAAGUGGCUGUUAGAGAAUGUUCCAAGAGUUCGAGAAGCAUUAGACCACGAUCGAUGCAUGUUCGGCACUAUCGAUUCCUGGCUAAUUUGGAAUCUAACUGGAGGACCACAUCUCGGAGUCCACGCCACAGAUGUCACAAACGCCUCCAGAACCAUGCUGAUGAACAUCACAACUCUAAAAUGGGAUCCCACCUUGCUAUCAUUCUUUGAUAUACCCUUAAAGAUUCUACCAGAGAUUCGUAGCUCGUCAGAGAUAUACGGUUACAUUCAAGAUGAUAUCCUAGCUGGAGUUCCAAUAUCUGGGUGUCUGGGUGAUCAGCAGUCAGCUCUGGUGGGCCAAAUGUGUCUAAAGAGAGGCCACGCGAAGAGUACCUAUGGCACAGGCUGUUUCCUUCUAUACAACACUGGAACUGCUAUCGUAGAUUCAUCCCAUGGUCUCUUAACAACAGUUGCUUACCAGCUAGGACCGCAAGCACCAACCAUAUAUGCACUCGAAGGUUCCGUAGCCAUAGCUGGAGCAGUCGUUCAAUGGUUGAAAGAUAAUCUUGGAAUCUUAUCCGAUAUAAAAGAGUGCGAGACUCUUGUUGAACAAGUUCCAGCCAGUAAUCACGUCACGUUCGUGCCUGCGUUCGCUGGAUUGUAUGCUCCAUAUUGGAGAAAAGAUGCCAGGAGUGUUAUAUGUGGAAUUACCGAAGAAACUGAUAGUUCGCAUAUUAUAAAAGCAGCAUUGCAAGCCGUUUGUUUUCAGACGAAAGAUAUCUUGCAAGCCAUGAAAGAGGACACUGGAUUAACUCUGUCUAAAUUGUUAGUGGACGGUGCUAUGACCAACAAUAAUUUGUUGAUGCAAAUGCAGGCCGAUAUCUGUGGAAUUCCAGUUGUGAGGCCUUUGAUGUGUGAGACCACUGCACUUGGGGUUGCCAUUGCUGCAGGAAGCGCAGAUGGCAUACGCAAAUGGGAUGUAAAGAUAGAUGUUGCUGUACCUAGCGAUACGUUCUUUCCUUCCAUUUCAGAAAAUGAGCGAGAUAUAUUGUAUACCCAAUGGAAAAUGGCCAUUGAUCGCAGCUUGGGAUGGGAACCAAUAGCAGAUACCAAUGAUGACACAAAGAACAUCCACAAGGCAACCGCCCCUGGCAUUUUCGUGAUAAGUACAAUCGUUCUCCUCACGAUUGCAAAGUAUCAUUCUAUGUUAUGACUCCGCGAGUGCAGUACCAUGUACUGUACUCGUAAUGCAUUUAGGCAGGUCUGCCAUCGAGUGUUAAAACAAACGUGAUGCAACUGUACUGGUCAUUAUACUUUGUAAAAGUAACAUUUAGCUAUAGGUACGAGAAACAGAUUUAAAAACAAAUACAAAUAAAGGUGCCAUAAUAUUGUAAUAAUUUUAAUAUCUGCUGGAACAAGAUAAAUCAAAGGAAU